UAGUCUUCUUUUCUAUUGUUAUAACAUCAUUGAGACAGGAAGAAAAAGCUAAGAAAGCCAUGAUAUUCCCAGUAUCAGUUAUUGUAAAACUAGCGGACUGGCUCUUGUACCGGCUUCUGGCUAACUCAUGUUAUAGGGCUGCAAGGAAGAUGAGAAGCUAUGGGUUCUUUUUGAGGAACCUAUCUUCUAAGUCAUCAGACUCAUAUCUGCAGCAACCUCCUUUGUUUCCUAGUGUGACCAAGUGUGAUUUAGAAAAUAGAGGUUUUGAUACAUUGGUUUGUGACAUAAAUGGAGUCUUGUUACGAUCCCAAUCUUUUUUUCCUUAUUUUAUGCUAGUUGCUUUUGAAGGCGGUAGCAUCUUUAGAGCAUUUUUGUUGCUUUUGUCAAGUAUUUUCUUGUGGGUUUUUGACUAUGAGCUCCAGUUAAGGGUUAUGAUUUUCAUUUCCUUUUGUGGCCUUAAAGUAAAAUAUAUGGAAAAUGUGAGUAGGGCUGUUUUGCCUAAGUUUUACCUUGAAAAUCUCAAUGUUCAUGCUUAUGAGGUUUUGGCUUCAGCUGGGACUAGGGUUGUCUUUACAAGUGUACCUAGAGUGAUGGUAGAGGGCUUUCUUAAGGAUUAUUUGAGAGUUGAUGGUGUUCUCGGAACUGAGUUGCAGUCUGUUGGGGACUACUUUACCGGUUUAGUAUCUGGGUCUGGUUUGGUUGUAAAGCAUAGAGCUCUUAAAGAGUAUUUCCGAGACAAAAAACCUGCAAUCGGCCUUGGAAGUUCAAGUCUUCAUGACCGCAAUUUCGUCUCCCUUUGCGAGGAAGCUUAUGUGGUGAACAACGAAGAUAACAAGAACAGUACUGCAUCUUCAAUAAUGCCAAAGAACAAGUACCCAAAGCCUCUGAUAUUCCAUGAUGGAAGGCUAGCAUUCUUGCCCACUCCAUUUGCAACUCUUUUCAUGUUCAUGUGGCUUCCACUUGGAAUAGUUCUAGCCAUCUUUAGAAUCUUAGUGGGUAUUGUCUUUCCUUAUAAGUUAGCCAUCUUGUUGGGCACUUUGAGCGGUGUGAGAAUCACGGUCAAAGGGUUCAACUCUUCAUCAAAUGCGGAUCAUAGAAACGGAGUCCUAUAUGUAUGCACUCAUAGGACCCUUUUGGAUCCAGUUUUCCUCAGCACAACUUUAGGUAAGCCUUUGACUGCAGUUACAUAUAGUCUAAGCAGAAUGUCUGAUAUUAUAGCCCCAAUUAGAACGGUGAGGUUAACGAGAGACAGAAAAAAAGACGGAGAAACAAUGCAGAAAUUGCUUAGCGAAGGGGAUUUGGUGGUGUGCCCUGAAGGAACCACAUGUAGAGAGCCUUACUUGUUAAGGUUUAGCUCAUUGUUUGCAGAGUUAGCUGAUGAGAUUGUCCCUGUAGCGAUGAACACACAUGUAGGCAUGUUCUAUGGUACAACUGCUAGUGGAUUGAAAUGCCUGGAUCCAAUCUUCUUCUUUAUGAACCCUAGACCAAGCUAUUGCGUUCAUAUUCUCAGGAAGGUGCCCAAGGAGUUCACGUGUUCUGGAGGGAAAUCUAGUCACGAAGUGGCAAAUUAUAUUCAAAGACAACUGGCCGAUGCUUUGGGAUUUGAGUGCACUACUCUUACGAGGAGGGAUAAGUACUUGAUGCUAGCAGGGAAUGAAGGGUUUGUCCAUGAUAAGGAGAAGGGGAUUCUAGCUACUUAAACAAAUUAAGACCUAAAUUAUUAACUAUAUUUCUAUUCUUUUCUUAUUCUUUUUUCCCUC
Messenger RNA from Pistacia vera, 1760 nucleotides. Its product is annotated as glycerol-3-phosphate acyltransferase 1. Gene Ontology annotation, biological process: cutin biosynthetic process. The record is from RefSeq and is a predicted model, not a curated record. NCBI's taxonomy places the organism in Eukaryota, Viridiplantae, Streptophyta, Magnoliopsida, Sapindales, Anacardiaceae. Bases 60 to 1700 code for a protein of 546 amino acids. The transcript is spliced from 2 exons. Gene Ontology annotation, molecular function: glycerol-3-phosphate 2-O-acyltransferase activity; phosphatase activity. Gene Ontology annotation, cellular component: membrane.